GAGGGAUGAAGCCAGCACAGAUCAGAUUGUCUCUACACAGACCUCCACAGCACACACAUCCAACCAUGGCACCGACAAUCACUGCAGCAAUGACCAACUCUGAGGAGCAUCUGACUCUGACACACAAGCUGAGAAAGCCUCUGGUUGAGAAGCUCCGCAGAGAGCGAAUCAACAGCAGCAUCGAGCAGCUCAAGUCUCUCCUGGGUCCAGAGUUCCUCCAACAGCAGCCAGACUCCAAGAUGGAGAAAGCAGACAUCCUGGAGAUGACAGUGUGUUUUCUGAGACGACUGCAGCAGCAGCAUCACGUUGUGGACUCAGCAGCUGUUGAUCAGGGCUACUCUAGAUGUGCCCAGAAGGUGGUGAACUUCCUGUCCAAGGAGGAGGUGCAGACCCAGUCCCAGAGAAGACUGAAGAACCACUUCAACAAGCUGCAGUCUUCAUCUGAUAAGAAAGAGGAGGACUUCUGUCUCCAGUCCACAGUCCAGACCAGCAUCACCAAAGACAAGAGUCCAGUCAGCAGCGCCCCCUGGAGGCCGUGGUAGACACCAACAGACUGGACUACCACACAGACUUACUGUCAGACCAUAAUGAUCACACUGGUCAUUGUCUCGACUGGACAUUAGAUGACCUGAAUUUUCAAAGAUUAAUCAAAUGCUUUGAAAUUGAAAAACUUGUUCUUCUGUUUGUACAGACAGUUAUGUAACUCAUUUUAAGAUCUGUUUGUAAAGGAGUCCGUGAAAUUAAUUUCCUAAGGAAAAUAAUGGAACAUAGCAAAGUUAUGACUUUCAAACUGAAAAAAAAAAAAAAAACAACAUGAUGCAUGUUGCAUUACUUCAGUCACAGUAACUAAUGUGCAUUUAUUAAGCACUGUUGUAUGUUACUUUGUACUUUUGUAAUAUGUUAUGACACAUACCCAUUAUUAUUGAUCAUUUUGAUCAAACCUUAAUUUGUCCCAUUAUGUGGACAUUGUGUCAGAACAGACACAUGUAUAUUCAGCAUUGAUCUGUUCUAGGAUCAGCAUGUGUUUAUCCUUUGGUCUUAAAGGUUUGAUUAUUUCCAUGAGUCUGUAAACGCUUUGACUUUACUUGGUAUCAACCUCCUUGAAUCACUGUGUGAUCAUCUUAACCUGAUCUGUUCUAAGAUCAGCAUGGUUCAUGUGUGCAUUUGUUAUAAAGUGCAGAUAAUUCCCAUAUUUCUGUAUGGCUGAAUGAUGAUUAUUGUCAGAGUUGAUGACUGUGUGUCUUUGUGAAGAAGACUGUUCCUCUACUCAGUUUGAGUUCUGUGUUUGUUGGACUGAUGUCCAAGUGGUUGUUGUGAUGUGUCAUCACUAUUAUCUUCUCCAGUGGGAGAUUCCAUUCACAUGAUAUUAAGUCAU
Messenger RNA from Sphaeramia orbicularis (orbiculate cardinalfish), 1375 nucleotides. Its product is annotated as transcription factor HES-5-like. The record is from RefSeq and is a predicted model, not a curated record. Lineage: Eukaryota; Metazoa; Chordata; Actinopteri; Kurtiformes; Apogonidae. Gene Ontology annotation, biological process: regulation of DNA-templated transcription. The transcript has 2 exons. Gene Ontology annotation, molecular function: DNA binding; protein dimerization activity. Bases 6 to 542 code for a protein of 178 amino acids.